Molecule: messenger RNA, 1683 nt
Organism: Pipistrellus kuhlii (Kuhl's pipistrelle)
Lineage: Eukaryota; Metazoa; Chordata; Mammalia; Chiroptera; Vespertilionidae
Gene: FAM163A
Product: family with sequence similarity 163 member A
Exons: 5
Coding region: 591-1091 (166 amino acids)
Source: RefSeq, a predicted model, not a curated record
AAAGGGGGAGGAGACGGGGUCGGGGCGAGUGGAGAGCCCCCGCAGGACACCGGGCUCCGCGCGCCAGCGGAUGUCCCUCGAAAGUGCGCCCCUAAACCGGGAUAAGCGCGUCCGGGCUGCCCGCCUCUGUCCACCUCGGUCUUGACCUUGGCGCUGUGGGCCGGGCUGGGGCUGCAGUUGGCUCUGGCUCUCUGCACAGUGAGCCAGCCGUUCGCUCUGAAGGGCGCGGGUGCGCUGGGGGAGGUGGGCGGCUCCGGCCUGGCAGCCAGGCUGCAGGUCGGUCCCCGCCUCCUGGCAGGACUGGCGGAGUCCCUGCCCCAGAGCGCAGCGCCAGCGCUGGCCUCCGCCCGCCUCGCCCAUCUAUCUCCUCGCGGCACCUUCCUCCUCCAGCGGGACCCGCCGGACCCCUCCGUGCCGCCGCCACCGGGGACCAUGCAGUGGCCCGAGCACUGGGCGAGCGGACUGAUGCCCUUGGCCAUGACGCAGCCCCAACCACUGUCUGCUCAGGCUCAGCCUGUUUGAGUCAUCGCUGGCCCAGGUGUUUCAGGUCACCGUUCCCUCACUGAACAGUUGGAUGGGGCAUCGGGCGGAUGACAGCGGGAACAGUUGUGAUCACUGGCGGAAUCCUAGCUGCGGUCAUCCUCCUCUCCAUCAUCGCCAUCCUGUGCUACUGUAGGCUCCAGUAUUACUGCUGCAAGAGGAGCGGAGAGGAGGAUGCAGCGGAGGAGGAGGAGGAGCACGACCUGCCCACCCCCUCCAGAGGCCCCCCCUGCAAUGCCUGCAGCGCCCGAGCCCUGGACGGCAGAGGCGGCCCGGCGCCCGUCACCAGCGAGCUCUGCGGCCCGCCGGGCGGGGUGGCAGCCGGCCACUGCGCCACCUGCUCCCCAUACAGCUCCCCCUUUUACAUACGGACAGCCGACAUGGUGCCCAACGGGGGCGGGAGCGAGAGGUUCUCCUUCGCGCCCACAUAUUACAAGGAGGGGGGCCUCCCGGCCCUCCAGCUGGCAGCACCCCACAGUUACCCGGUGACGUGGCCGGGCCCUGGGCGUGAGGCUUUCACUAAUCCAAGGGCUAUUAGUACAGAAGUGUGACCCCUCUCACCCCGAACCCCCCCCCCCCCACACACACACACCCUCACGCUGCUCCGCCAGGGGCACUGGGCCCGCCCGCGGCUGCCUCUCGACACCCACAGGACUGUCUCGUUUCCUUGGCUCUCCUUGCCCCGCAGGGGGCGGCUCCCCAGGAUUGAAGCCAUCGGGUGCUCUGACGGCAGCUGUGCCCUGAGCCGGUUUCCCUGUUGGGACGUUCCUCGGGCCAACCCCAGCCCCCAGGCCCUCUCAUUCCCACCCCCACCCCCGGCUUUGCCAGUCUUAUGAGAGGAAGGCGCGCUGAGCAAAGGUCCGGAGGCCUCCAGCACCCUCGGGGCGGGGGGUGGGGGUGAAAGAGGAAGGGGACCCAGGGCAGGGGGCCUGGGCACAGUAAAACCGCACCGUUUGAGAAGGAAGAGGAUGGUGGUAAAAGGCCUGCUUCAGGACUUGCUAAAACACAGCCAAAAGCCAGCUCGCGAUUUAGUUCUGUCCUCUUGGUGGUCAUAGAGACCGCACAGCCUGUAGCUGCUUGAAUGUAGACGUGGGUUCCUGACCACAGCACAGCUGUGGCUGCACCUUGCUUGUGGGGCAUGUU